Salvia hispanica is the source of this 2292-nucleotide messenger RNA. Lineage: Eukaryota; Viridiplantae; Streptophyta; Magnoliopsida; Lamiales; Lamiaceae. The record is from RefSeq and is a predicted model, not a curated record.
GCCAGCGAUUACGAGCCUGGCGAAGUUCGCCGGGAUCCGCCUCCUCACUCUCGCUCUGCUCGGCACGACGGCCAUGCUGUAUAUAUUGCCUGGUGCAAGAAUUUGGGUCUUGAGGAUGGCUUGUUGGAACUGUUUUGAUUAUUUAAGAGGUUUAAAUAUGUGUGGAGAACUACUUGAUGGAUAUACAAGAUUACUGAUAUAAUGAUAUGUUCCACUGACCAGCCUUGGGAUGUGUGCUUUUGUAAGCUACUAUGGGCACAUGAUGUCAUCAAGUAGACUUUUGCUUAUAGAAAUUUAACAUUGUUACAUGGUAUCUGGAAAACAAUGUCUUGCCCAUGAGAUGCGAAGAUGUCCUGAAUGGUGGCAGAAUUUUCGGUUAAAUUAGUUUUCAAAGUCAAAUUUGUUAAGAUUUAUUAGUAGGCCAAAAAAGCUGUUAUGGUGGUGAGGGAGAGGAAUGAAGAGUACCAGCAAAGCUGGCAAUGAACACUAACUUUUACAAUCUGUUGAUUUCAUGAUUAUGGUAAUGAAUAAUAGAGGAUACAUUUUCUUUUUCGGAUCUGAUGUGGUUUCAGAAACUACAAAGGUUAUUGAAGAGCUGACUGAAACUGGGGUUGUUAUAAUGUGUUCUGUUCUUAAAUACUGGACCGUGUAGAUCAUUUUAUAGCAAGUAUACUACUGGCAAGAAAGGAAUAUAUUGGCGGUGAGCAGACUGAAAGUGGAAACCAAGUUUAGUAGUGUUAUAUCGACUUUUGAUCAUAUGGGAUGUAACUGCUUUUACCUGGUGGGAUGUCCCUUUACAGACCCUUUUAAGGUCUGCAUGGUCAAACCUUCUGGCUGUUUUUUUGGCUUGGUGAUGGAGGGACUAUGGUGCGUAACUUAAGUAGCUUCAUGUGCUUUGGAUGAGCUUAUGAACUCUGAAGAUUUCUGGAUAAAGUUUGAGUUGAAUGAAGUUUGUUUCUGAAAUAUUUGGUGCUGUCUUCUGUACUGCAGUAUUUGUCUACUACUUUCGAGCGAAACACAUGGUGCAUUACCAUUUCUUGUUGAAUUGUCAUCUGGCUUUUAGUCAUUGUUCGUUUAAUAUUUGCUUGAUACGUAGGGUCUACUUAUUUUAAAUGUGUGAUUUUUGCAACAUGUAGCACUGAAUCAAUUUCAAGCUAGCUGACUUGUCCCGGUGGUCUUGAGUAUGAUCUUAGGGGAAUUUCUGGGGUUGCAAAAAUUGGCGUCUGUAGGAACUGUUCAUGGAUAUAGAAAGCGGGCAGGUUCUGUUUCUCCUAUUCGUAGAAGGGAUGCUCAUCGUCGUUCUAGUCCAGGUUUUGAAACCUUUGGUUCAUCAAGGGGUCGUGGUUUCCGGAAUGAGAGAGAACCUGGUCAAUAUCGUGACUACUCACCCCCUUAUGCCCGUGGUAAGGAUGGUGGUCGGUUUCCUGGUAGAGGUUAUGAUCAGUUGGCACGUGGGUCUGGAGGUCCUGAACCAGUAAGAGUUGAAGGUGUUCCUAGAAAUAAUCCUAAUGUACGACCAAGAGAAGGAGAUUGGUUUUGCCAAGAUCCCUUAUGUAAAAAUUUGAAUUUUGCAAGGCGAGAGCAUUGCAACAACUGCAACAGGCCCCGUUAUGCUUCAUCUGGAAGCCCUAGGAGAGGAGGGUAUUUGGGUCCCCCAUUUCCCCCUCGCGAACGUGUUCCACCUCCUCUAUUGGAUCAUUCUCCUGUAAGGAAUAUUAAUGGUGGCUACAGGUCUCCCCCUCGUGGUUGGCCAAGAGACGGCAGAGACUUUAGAGGUUCUGGACCACCGGGAAGAAAUGAAGUAAGAUUGCCUGAUCCUCUAAUGCGCGGUGAAAGGCCAAACUUUCUUGAAGAUGAUCCUAGGGACAGGUUUGGAUAUUAUGAUGGACCCCCACUGCCAGAGUGGGGCCAUAGAGACCGUGGAAGAGAGAACUUUUUUCACGAGAGGAGAGGAGGGUAUGGAAGUAGGUUUUUGUCACCACCUCCUGCAUCAACAGUUCCUCCCCGUGGUUGGGCAUCUCAUAUCAGGGAUAGGAGCAGGUCACCAGCUAGAGGCGGGCCACCAGCUAAGGAUUAUCACCGUGAUAUGCAUAUGAACCGGAGACGAGAUGGCCGGCGUCCUCUUGGAAGGGGUGCAUUUUAGUUUGUAAUUGACUGUAAUGGCAAAAGCUGCUCUGACAAUUGUUCUUUCUGGUGAAUAUCUCAUCUAAUUUUGGCUAUUGGAUUCUAAAACUGUGUGUAUCGAUAGCAUUCCUUUUUUUGAAAUCUAAAAUGAUUUUUCUCUGGUUAUCA